AUGAACUUUCAAAUUGUUGAGUUCGCUGUCAAGGCCAAUCGAGACCUCACCUACACAUACCAUGAUUCUAUUUCCACUCGUGAAACCCAUAUGCGUGGGUCCGGACCUGGAGACAGCCCUUAUGUUGAAUUAUCGAACUUCAACGCCGAUCGUAUUCCUGCCCAGGGGGAGACCGGCGCACCCCCAGAGAACGGAAACUACAUUCAGUUGGCUCUUCAAGGCCUCCGACCUAUCUAUCUCUAUCAUGAGAACGGUUAUCUGAAGUCCAUGCCCGAGCCUACAAAUCCAAGCACCGCAGCCUUGGAAGAUGGGAGCCAGUAUGUGCUCUUGAUUGAGGAGUCAGGGAACGAGAUCCAUCUGAAGCUUCAAAAAUACCAAAAUAUCAAGAUGGGCCUGAAGGCUGAGAACGCGUGGUUAAUAUUGAGUAGCUUUGAGAAUCCCUGUACUUCUAUCUCUAUUGGGGUAGGCGAACUAGAUUAA
Fusarium poae is the source of this 480-nucleotide messenger RNA. RefSeq lists its product as uncharacterized. The record is from RefSeq and is a predicted model, not a curated record. Bases 1 to 480 code for a protein of 159 amino acids. NCBI's taxonomy places the organism in Eukaryota, Fungi, Ascomycota, Sordariomycetes, Hypocreales, Nectriaceae. The transcript has a single exon.